CCCCAACACCAAAAUUAUAAUAAUAUUAUAAAUAACUGGAGGGGAAAUAGCUAUCUGAUAAUCUGAUAAUAAUUUCCUUCACAAGUGUAUUCUAUGAAGCUUUAUUUUGUAACCAGAAAAAUCUGUUGAUCUGUAAUGUGUAGCUCGUGCUUACAGUGUAGUAGUAGUAGUAGUAUUCUGAGUAACAUGGAGAGGCUAUUGCUCACAAAUACCAUUAAUGUCAUGCUAAUUUUAAAGCAUUUUAAAAUAAUAGAUAUGUAAUAGAUAUCUACCCAUUCUGAUAACAGUACUAAAAUCAGACCUAGUUCAACAGUGCUACUUUUCAAUGCUUUAUAAAUAAAUAAAAACAACCAUCAAAAACAUACUGAUAUUAACUUGAGUGAUGGGGAAAGGGACAUCACUCCACUCUUCAUAUAUGACAGAUUCUCUUAGUGGUAUUAAAGCUGCAUACAUGCAUCACUGGAACAAAAUACAGACAUCCAGAGAUGAACACAUUAAGCCUUACAUUUGCUCACAAUCCUCAAACACAUAUUUCUAUGAUCCUUUUUUUUUUUUUUCAGCAAAAAGGGGUUUGAUAUUUUUAUGCUGCAGUGGUUGAGCAGUAGUGAUAAUUAGCAUGGAAUUAGAUUGAAAAAGAUAAGGAGAGUUGUAUGUGUUUGUGAACUUUGCUUUUGGACUACUCUCAAACAGAAUUUUUUUUUUUUUUUUAAAGAUGAACACUUUUUUUUUUUUUUUAAAGAAGAAAUAGGACAGCAGUAAAGCACCUACUAUAACAGAAAACACUCAAACCAGGUGCACUCAAAACGGAGCGCACUUAACUGGGUCAAUUGACACAAAGCACACUCAUACAUAUUCAGAUUUUUUUUUAAACAGUGAAGCUAUUAAAACUACAAGGAAGGAGGGAUGUAUUCAAAUGACAGUUAAUUUACUGAGAUUUUGAAUAAACUGAAAGUGGUUAACUAUCCACUGAUAAAGAUUUGACCUCUAGAUAUAACAUUUGUGAGAUCUUACCUGCAGAAAAGAACUAGAACAUGAUCAAUAUGCUAACUGUCUCAAAACGAGGGACAUUUUCACACUUGUCCUUCCGACAUAUAGCUUUACACAGGUGCACGUUCCCUACAGAGAAUUAUAGGUGUUGCUUGAAUUCAAAUGACAGUCAGAUUUAUCUUAUGAGACAUUAUUACAAGCUGGACCUUAAGAGAAAUGUUCUGAACUGCCAACACUUUAGCUACACUACCCAACUUCGAGACUUCACUUGAAGGUCAGUGCUGCAUCAACAGAAGAAAGCUGUUGCAAAAGCUUACAAGGAAAGUUAUCUCUUGUAGACUGUAGACCUUAGGCACACAGGCAUGGGUGGUUCACAGGAGUGUUUUUACAGUGGGAGGUUACAUACAGGUGGUUAUCUGUAUGCAUGAAACAUCACUAAAACCAUCUAUGUUUUCCUAAGUGUAGUGCCUGCCUACAUUUUUUUAAACUUCUAUUCUAAAUAUAUAAAUGGGAGAAAGGUUUAUAAUCUAACAACUUGGUCUCAGGGUCGUACAAACAUUAUAUGACUGAGAUGCUAUGAUUUUUUAUUAAUGUUUUUAACUGAAAAUUUCAUACAGAAGACAAAGGCAAGUGUAGCCCUAUUUAGUGAAAAUGUAGGUUGGCCUUAAUAUUGAACUUUAAGAAUUAAUGGAGGUGGAGGUGAGGAGGACAAUAGACAAGAUGAAUUAAAUAAUUUGUAUGCAUUCCAUAUAGGACAGGAAAUGCUGUGGAAUUAGAUCUAGAUGCCCAUUUGAUCACUAUGGAUGCUGUGGAUAUCCAUGGCAUGGCAUGUAAGUUAGAGCGCUAGAACCAACAAAAUUGGUGUUUGAUGGGAAGGUGCCAUGUUUAUAUUUUGGUAUUUUGAUAACUGUGGAAAGGUUAGAUUAUUACUCCAGGGAACUCAUUUGUUAAUUUAGCAAUUCCUCCACCAAGCACAAACUGUGUAUGCUGGAAAUGUGAAUGAGAAAGAGGAGGGGCAAGUGAUUAUGAGACAGAGAUGCUUUCCAAAGCUGCUUUCUGAAGCAGAAUGUGGAGGGGAAAGGGACAACGAGAAACAGGGCCAGAAAGACAGCUGGACUGAGGGUUGGAUAUUGAUGGUAAUGUAAGUAAUAAUCACAAUGGAAGCAGGAAGCAUGGAUACUCUCAACGUCCCACAGGAUAAGAUUGUAAAAAAGGGAUCAAUUAAAAACAAGGUUGAGAAACUGAGGAGAUGGAGCACCGCCCCAGGUGGGAGCUUCCAACACCCAUCCAAAAUGAAGACCCUCAGCUUGAGGUCACCUACAGAGGCAGAAGAAGACCUACGUAAUGACGAGACUGAGCGGAGGAAACUCAGACCUAUGGUGGCGUCUGUUUUUGGUCAGGACAGAGAUCUAAGGCCAGAAGAAAUUGAAGAGCUGAAGGAAGCCUUCAAGGAGUUUGACAGGGAUAAGGACGGCUUCAUCACCUGUAAAGAUUUGGGCGAGUGCAUGAGGACAAUGGGAUACAUGCCUACAGAGAUGGAGCUGAUUGAGCUCAGUCAGCAAAUAUGUGGAGGCCGAGUGGACUUUGAUGACUUUGUGGAACUAAUGGGGCCUAAAAUGUUGGCUGAGACAGCAGAUAUGAUUGGAGUGAAGGAACUGAGAGAUGCUUUUAGAGAGUUUGACUCUAAUGGUGAUGGUCAGAUUAGUCUGGCAGAGUUGAGGGAGGCCAUGAAGAAGCUGAUGGGUCAACAGCUGAACCAAAGAGAGAUUGAUGAGAUCCUCAGAGACGUGGACCUGAAUGGAGAUGGCUUGGUCGAUUUUGAGGAGUUUGUGCGGAUGAUGUCUCGCUAAACCCACAAGUAAACAACAAAGACCAAUAAAUCUGUUAAAUCCUGCUAUGAAGAGAGAAAUAUUGCCCGUCUAAAAGAAAAUAACCUAAUGUAGUAUAUCUCAUAAUGCUCUGAUCUUCUGUUUUUGUUUGAUGUUUAAUAUAAUGAAACUGAAAGAUUCCAUAUAAAAUCUCAAAGUUAAGAAUCAGCCGUGAUCAUGUAUAAUAUUAAAUGGUUAUAAACACACAAUUCUCUGGCAGUGAAAAAGAACGUAGGAAACUGGCUCACAUCACACAUUUCACCUUUAUAUUAUAUUAUAAUAUAUUUAUUAAUAUAGUGACUGUAAAUAUUAUUAUGGAGUUGUUGUUUUUUUGUUUAAUUUAACUAGCCCUACAUAUUUAUAUACAUUAUACAGUAUAUUUGGGCUUUAAAUGACACAAAAUAUACCGCAUAUGUGGAUCAUUUAACUUUCAUAUGUAAACAUUUCCAGUUACAAAAGUGUUCAUUUUUUCAAAUCCAAUCAUCAUUUGUUACAGGAUCUGAUAUCCGAUAUAUAUUCUCUAAUAUCCGAUCCACAGUUUUUUGCUGGUUUUUGUUUUUUGUUUAGUUUUUUUGUCUGGUACCAACAUUGGUAUCAGAUCGGUGUCCUCUCUAACUCUGUUCUCUUCUAUUCUAUUUGUUGUUGUUGUUGUUUAUUUUAUUUGAUUGUCAUUCAUAAUAUAAGUUAUCAGAUUUGUAACUGUAGAUAUACAUAAUAAGAUGAAAAUAUCAUUAUUUUCUAUGUGCAUAUGACUGUG
Ictalurus furcatus (blue catfish) is the source of this 3612-nucleotide messenger RNA. RefSeq names its product calcium binding protein 2a (gene cabp2a). Gene Ontology annotation, molecular function: calcium ion binding. NCBI's taxonomy places the organism in Eukaryota, Metazoa, Chordata, Actinopteri, Siluriformes, Ictaluridae. Bases 2145 to 2837 code for a protein of 230 amino acids. The transcript is spliced from 7 exons. The record is from RefSeq and is a predicted model, not a curated record.